Messenger RNA from Periconia digitata, 2064 nucleotides. The record is from the annotation of a GenBank genome assembly. NCBI's taxonomy places the organism in Eukaryota, Fungi, Ascomycota, Dothideomycetes, Pleosporales, Periconiaceae.
CAACCCCCCGCUGUUCGCCCAUUCUCAUCUUCUCGGAUCAUGGUCGUCUGCCAGUACCACACCAGAUGUUGCACAGUUCCUCAUCUGCUGCCUACCAACCCGUGGGUGCGAGGUGGGCUGGAUGACGCCCGUUCGCCGUGCAUCGUGUUCCCCUCUCGAGGCCUAGCCCGAGUUGCCUCCUCAACACUUGGUGGUUGCAUGCUGCAGACAUGGCUACCUAACUGCUUCAGUGUCUAUGCGCCAUAUAAGAGGCCGCCAGCCCAAACCGUUGGCAGACUGGAGCAUAUGGAUGAUGAAUCGAUAGCCUCUGUCGGGCCCUCUCCACUACAGAAAAAGAACAAACGUGAUCAUCGUCGUCGCAAUCAACAAUCAAGCAAUGCAUUCGAUGAUACUUGCUAUCGCACUGUACCCCCCAACGCUCGGGACAUGGCAGACGUACACGACGGCAGACAGCUGUAUACACACGGCGACAAUCAUCAUCACAGGUCUCGCCGAGUCUGACUAGAAGGAGCAAGCAGCAGGUGCUGAAUCAACUACCAUGUACCAUGUGAGGCCAAAUCAUGAGUGUACUCGUCGUCGUCGUCGCCGCCGUCCAAUCCGUAUGCUCACACGCUCCCCACCGGCGCCGGACCUGGCUCCGAUGCCUGCCUGCUCUGGGCAGAAUCCCCUCCCUCGCCCGCUCGUGGGUUCAUUGAUUGAUUGAUUCCGUGCGCCUACAGACAAGGACGCGGUGAUAACGACAGCGAUAUAAGUAUAUGUGUAUGUAGGUUCCUUGGUGAUGCAUGCUCCAAACAGCCGAUGCUGUAGGUCAUGGAGCUUAAUAAAGGUACCUGGAGCACUUGGUAUGCGGCGGCCUCUGCCUGACUCCUCGUCCCCAAUCCCAGUCCUCCGGGGCGCCCCAAGGCAGGGAAGAGAGGGAAGCCCUGCUGGGCCCUGCAGCGAAUCAGGCCCCACUGCCCUCGACCAGCUGCACGCCGCCUGUUUUUCCGCUGCAAAUCGCUGUUCUGGCCCUCCACUUGGAUCAUCUUCAGGACGCGGGCCGUCCGUUCGUUCAUCCCCCAUCCCAUCUCUCUCUCUCACUCCCUCUCCCUCUCUCGCUCGCCCGCCCGCUCAGCCCAGCCCAGCCCAGCUAGCCUCCCCGGAUGCCCGCCAUAGCGUGCUGACUUGCUGUGCAACGCCCGCUGCCCUCACCGCCGUCUGUUCGUCACUUUCCAACGGCGCCAUGCACGUCGAACAAGCUUCGCGCAGCCAGCCGGCUAACCCACCAUGCCGCAGCCUCUGCUAGACCAAACCGCCGGGCAUCUGUGAAAUCCCAUCGUCCUCGCUGAUGCUGCUGUCUGUCAAAGGGACCAAAAAAAAACCCCCCCUCUCCAUGCCAUGCCUGUCUGUGCAGCCAACCCCACCACCACCGACACACUCGGACGUGAGAGACAAAGUCAGCAGCCCACGAUUACACCACCCAUGCGUGCCUAUCAGCAGGAGAGAAGACCCUCCAAAACAAUACAAAACCACCUCAGGAUCCCAUAUCGUCUCCCUCGUCUGCCAAUCGCCCAUUUCCUUUACCCGCCCUGCAAAGUCUCGUCCGUCCUUCGGCAAGCCGAAAAUCUCCCUGCCUCUCCUUCUCCCCACAUGCCGUCGCUCCAACCUCCCGUGCCUACAAGCUACAACCAACAUCCCGGCUCACCAUCGCGAUCCCGCCUGCCUCUGCAUACCAGCACUUGAGAGACAUGCCACACGUGCCCCCCGCUCCCGCCCAUUCUGAUCAUCUUCCUCUGUCCUUGUUUGCUUUUUAUUCCUUCUCGUCUGAUAGCUACGCGAUAACCCCACAGGGCUGACGCUUAUCACCACCCCAUAUCUGCCGUAUCGUGUCGUAUCGCAUCGAGAGUAUCCACUAUCAAGAUACCACACAGCCACUCACCUCUCCCACGUUGCCGCAGCCACAGCAUCCUAGAGACAACCAGCCGGGAACUGGAAAAAAGCAACCCGCAGAUUACCAAGGGAAAUCCAGACGAAUCAGCACAAAAAGCAACAUGCACGAAAACGACCAUGAUACUCAAUUACCCU